UUUUAGUGUGAUUAUUGUCGCUAUGAAUAACUGUAAUUUAACUAAAUAUUAAGUAACUAUAGUUUAACAUGUGUAUGUUUAGUGAAAGCGAAUUGUGUCGAGGAAUUCUGAAUAUGGUUUAAUACAAGCAAUAAUCUUUUCUUGUGGAGACCAUCGACGUAUCGAAUAAGUUGGACUGCACUAUGAUUAUUAGGAGAUCAUACAUUGACGGCAGUUGCUGCCAGUUGGAGUUUGUAAAACGCUGAUCGGUGAAGAUGGGGACAGCAACGCGGGCUUCGGGAGGAGGACCUCUAUCCCGUCUACUCAUAUUAGCCAUACUACAUGUUAAUUUUAUAGCGCUAGGCCUCGAACCGGACUUCCUCUAUCCCCUGGAGAACGUGACCAUCGCUCAGGGUAGAGACGCGACCUUCACGUGUGUGGUGAACAAUCUCGGUGGUUACAGGGUAGCAUGGAUCAAAGCGGACACGAAAGCGAUCCUAGCAAUUCACGAGCACGUGAUCACAAACAACGCAAGGCUGAGCGUCACACACAACGAUUACAACACAUGGACGCUGAACAUCCGUGGCGUGAAGAGAGAAGACAGGGGACAAUACAUGUGCCAAGUUAAUACUGACCCAAUGAAAAUGCAGACAGCAUUUCUAGAAGUAGUGAUACCACCUGACAUUAUUUAUGAAGAGACCUCAGGGGACAUGAUGGUACCCGAGGGGGGUGCUGCCAAAUUAGUGUGCAAAGCGAGGGGUUACCCUCCUCCAAAAAUUAUCUGGAGAAGAGAAGACGGAGGUGACAUCAUUUCUCGAGGUGGACCACAAGGGAAAACAAAAGUGACGUCACUCGAGGGCGAAGUGGUGAACCUGACGAAGGUGACUCGAUCGGAGAUGGGCGCUUAUUUAUGCAUCGCGGCUAACGGCGUGCCUCCCUCCGUCAGUAAGAGGAUAAUGCUCCACGUGCAUUUUCAUCCGUUAGUUCAAGUACCAAAUCAGCUGGUGGGAGCUCCCACAGGCACCGAUGUUACUCUACAGUGCCACGUUGAAGCCUCUCCUAAGGCAAUUAACUAUUGGACUAGAGAAAAUGGUGAAAUGAUAAUAUCGAAUGACAAGUACCAAAUGAGUGAAAUCAACAGCUCAGCAUACAGCGUUCAGAUGCGUCUCAUCAUACGAAAUAUACAACGAAGCGAUCUGGGAGGAUAUAAAUGCAUCUCUAAAAACUCUAUUGGAGAUGCUGAAGGGAACAUAAGACUAUAUGAAAUGGAACUUCCGUAUCGCAAGUCGAGGGUCGACGAUGAGUCUGAAACAAAUUAUGUAGAGACAAACGAUGUGCGAUCUAGUCUCCAGGGUCCACUUCGAGAAGGCGGACAUCGGUCUGAAGACAAUGACUUCACAUCACAUCCCUCCUCUGCUGGUCUUCCUAAUAUUAUACCCUUAAUUAUAUUAAGUUGUAUUCUAAUUGCAAUGUGUUAAAUUCUAUAUACUAUACUUCAAUGUUCAUUGUAUUUAUACCUUACAGCAUCGACAAUAUAACCCAGUAGGCUCUCAAUGCUAAUAUAUUCGCAAUUUAAAAAUUUCAGUCAACCAACUGAGGUGAGCGGGCUCGAGUGCUCAUGCUCAUUGGUCAAAAUUGCUAGUAGGUAUUGUAGUUCAAAUAAAUCCACUUUCUUAAUGCGAUACCUGAAAGCGUUCACCCUGUUUCAUUGGAAGUUCGAUGCCUUAAGGUUUUGUUUUAAAGACUAACCUAAUUCAGUUGUUUCUUUGAGGCUGACGUCGAUCGAGCGUACACGCUGACCAUGUUACGUUUAUUGCUGAUUACGCGUGUACAAAUGCAGUCACUGACCUCUACUACGAGUAUAUACCACAGGACUGGCGGCUGUCAAAGUGCUUUUGUGCUUGUUUAAUAUUCACCAUUUUGACGCUGUUGGCCAUAUAGCGAGAGUCUGCGGUACUAAAACUAGUAAUGACAACCUCAGCAAACAUCGAUAGAUGGUGGGAAAGAAUUCACAAAAAAAAAUUGUGUACUUUAUCACGUUAAUUCUUGAAGAAUAAAUAAGACGCAAAACAAACGAAAUUAAUUCAAAAUGAAAAAAAUCUUCAGAGUAUUGUACGUUCCUUCGCAGCCUUAUACGUCAUAAUUAGUUAUUGGGACGCUCGCGAGUAGCGCUUAAAAUAUGCACAAAAAAAUCUGUCAAACAUAUGGAACAUCCAGUGGUAUUUAUAUAGGUCAGUGAUUGCAGUGUAUUAUCUCCAUAGCACGUUAACGGACCGACGUUCUUGAUCGACGAUUUUCGUCACCGCGACGUAUGAGUACGCGCGUUGCGAUUCAUCAGUACUGGACUGUAUGCAUUCGCUUCUACGAUUGACUAACGUCAGCGUUGACCGUCGGUCGGGCACUAAAUGUAGGCCGGUUUCAGUGCUACACCAGCCGUCGGUGCGUACGAUAUGUCUUGACGAUACGUAUUAACCGAACGUCAGUUUGAAUCAUUCAGUGCUCUCCUGACCAACAAACUGACCUGAGUAGUACAUGAAAUGGACACGAAUUUCGAAUAGUACAAUUACUGCUUAUUAUCUUCCUAGACGUUUUAGGAACAGAAAACGUGGAUAUCAUGUUCACCCAAUCCACGCUAAAAGAGCAUUACAACAAUUACAUUUAUUAUUUUAUAUUAAUUAUUUCGCGAAAGAAAAGAAAAAUUUUUAAUUAGUUCAGAAUGUCGAUCAAAAGUUUUGAUGAACUAUAGGCGAAAUUACAAGGCAACUUGAAACAUCAAAACUUAUUUUGAGCUCCUGUAGUGCUUCGCGAAGUCGAAUUCGGUGAUUAAGCAUACGGUGUCGAUAUAUUUGUUCAUGUUCAGUACGAAAUCACUUUUAACGACGGUGAUACAGACAUCCGUACGGUCGGUCUACCAAACGGUGCAGCACUGAACGCGUUCAUGAAAUUCAUAUGUUUCCUAGCGCGUCGGUCGACCGACGGCACGCCUGCGUACGCGCUCGACCGACGGUCCACGUACGCAGUGCGUAGCAAAAUACGCAUGCGCACGGUCGGUCCAGCACAGUACGAUUAAUGAACUUUCAUAUAAAUGACAAGCGCGACUGACGUACGCACCGACGGUCGGUGGAGCACUGAUACCGGCCGUAGCCUGAAUACAUUUCAUCCAUUAAAUGGAUAGGACAAGGUCAUUUUUUAUUCGGCUCUCAGACUAUUAGUUAUUGCGCUCUUUUUUAAUAUAACAUCACGCGUCUUAAAGAAUUAAGACAGUGACAUAUUAUUUCAUUUGCAUUUGUUGUAUUUAACGACAAGCCGAAAAGAUGUAUGAUGUUAAAAAACAUUUUUCUAAUUGUGUUUUUUUCAACGAAUUUACAAGUGCGAAAUAUUAUUAUAAAGUGUAUAUAUAUAUUUGAGGAUUAGAUAAUCACAAAUAAGCUUAUAAAUCUAGCUGUCAGUUGACGUGUAAACAAAACUAAAAUUGAUCGGUGUAAAAAUAAUCCAGUUAUCGUUGUAACUUGUAUGUACAUGUUUAUUGCUAUGUUGUUACAUUAUCAUAGAGUAAAAUGUUAAAAAAAUAUUUUGUAACAAUUAUUCAUAAAAUCAACAUGUAACAUUUAUAUCAGCUGUAAUUUGAAUACAGAAAGUUGCUUCAAAGCUACCAUUUAAUCAUUGUUAGUUUGUUUUUAUAACGAAAUGUACUGUAACGUAUUAGGUUAUUAAAAUGUAUCGUUUGUAAAUAUUAUAAUAUAAGGAUAUAUAUUAUACCAACUCGUUCCCAAUUAUAUACCUGCUUUAUUCAGUUUUAUUACUUGUUCAACAUUUUGUUAAAUUCACAGCUUAUAAAAGCAGACAAAACAUCAAAAAUACAUUUUUUUUUAUGGAAUAGGAGGACAAACGAGCGUACGGGUCACCUGUGGUUAAGUGAUCACCGCCGCCCACAAUCUCUUGCAACACCAGAGGAAUCACAGGAGCGUUGCCGGCCUUUAAGGAAGGCGCGUAUAUACGCGCUUUUUUUGAGGGUACCCAUGUCGUAUCGUGCCGGAAACACCGCACAAGGAAGUUCAUUCCACAGCUUUGUAGUACGUGGAAGAAAGCUCCUUGAAAACCUACAUUUUAUCGUAUAUUGUGGAUAUUAUGUACAAUCAAUGACGUUCUAUUUGUGUUCAAUGUAUAAUGAGUUCUUGUACACAAAAUUUUCUGUAUUCAUGUGUACCUAGCUCACUCAACGACACACGGACGACUGUCAAAUUAAGAAUUUCAAACAAUCUUCAAAACGAACUACUUACGUUUACUUGAAACAGUGAUCAUUUUGAAUACCGCUCUAUAAGAAUAACACAUACAUAUUGGUUUACAAACGGUGUAUCAGGACAAACGUAACAUCUCGUGCGCUUAUAAACAUUUUAAUAAUAACAAAUCAUAUAAAUAAAACAAUAAAUUUAACACAAAAUGUAUAAAAGCCCACCAAGAAUUGUUAGCAAAAUAGAUGUGGACUGAAUAUUGAGAGUUUGUUGAUACCUGUACUGCUCCCAGUGUCUUGCAAGUGUUGACAUACGGAGCGCAAACGUGGUCGCUAACUCGAAGCAAUGGAGAGGGAUAUGCUCGGAGUUUCCCUGCACAGAAAUGAGCAAAUCCGUAGAAGAACCUAAGGCACCGCCAUACUCCAGAUGAUUGCGAAACUGAAGUGGCAGUGGGUAAGGCACAUAGCUUGAUGAACAGAUGACCGUUAGGGCAGCUAAGUCCUCGAGUAGCGACCACGUACCGGAAGAUGCAGUGUUGGUAGGCCCACAUAAGAUGGACCGAUGAUCUGGUCAAGAUCGCCAGAACAGGUUGGAUGAGGACAGUGCGCAGGACCGAUCGUCGUGAAGAUCUAUGGUGGAGCAAUUUGUCCACGUCUUUCUUAUGAAAUGAUGAUGUACUGCUACCACAACUUUUCUGCUUCUCUUGAUGAUUGAUCUUUCUCGUGAUGCACACGGUGUUUUUCUACUAUUGUGAUUUGGUUUGAAAAUGUAGAUUGCAUUACUGUUAUAUUGAAUAGAUAUUCUGGUUAAAAUCAGGGAGAGCAUAUACUUGUGCAUUUAUUUACUUCCAAAUAAUUCACUAGUAAAGGCAUAUAAGUAUAUCAUACUGCGAAAUAACGCUUUAUAAAUAAAGACUGCUUGCGAUUUCCGAAUGUUAUACUACGUCCUCGCCCGCACCCUACCCCAAAGAGACACUAUUUCUGACCUGCUGGCCUACCAUGAACUCUUACUACGAUUCAAUUGACAACCUAAACUGAACUGCUUUUUCGUACCACGACGUGAUUAGAGCUAUCUAAUUUAGGUUGACGUCAAAUCAACUGAUUAAAUCGCAAUGAUGUCAAUUGAAUGUCAAAAAUGAUAUCAACUGAAUAUCAAACUGAUUUAGCUCGUUCAUUCAUUCCUACCAUGAGGUGUUUUUUCAACCUAAACUGGAUAGCUUAUUUGUCAAAGUGACCGAUUCGAAAAAAGUUGCUACUUCCUCAGAGUAAAGUGAAUCGUGUUGUUAAUAAUUUUUAAAAAAUAGUGUAAACAUAGAAAUGAAAAAUUUUAUUGAUUAUAGAUGAGAUAAGAAUACUUUAUUGGACUUUUUUGUAAAACAAAAUACCAAAAAUGAAAAUACUAAAGACGAGGCAGUAAGGGCCCGCGCUAUAGCCUGUUCGCAAGAACGAAUUAAAAAAAAUGUACUCUGUGGUCCUGUCAAAUCAAACAUCAAUGGAGGUGCGUUCAUAACUCGUUAUUUUUACGAAAACACAUAAGCAAACAUUUAAUUUGUAAUUCAAAGAAGUAUAUUUAUUUAUAUUACUUUUAUUUAAUAAGUAUAAAAUGGCUUAAUGGUUAAUAAUUUGACGAAUUUUAAAAUGUAUUUUUAGUAUUUUCUAAGCAAAAAAACCGCUAAAAUCAUAUCAUUUUAGGUUUCGAAACGCAAUUUUAUUUCGUUCAUUCUUCAUAAGCGAUCCAAACGCCAUUCAGUAAAAGGCACUUCAUGGUACGAAUUUUAGUGAUUCAGUUUAGGUACUGAAGUGCAUCGGAAUCGCAUCGCUUAUUAAAAGUUGAUGGUAGGCCCUCUGUUAAAUCAUUGAAUUCAGUGACAUUGGGCGUGUGAAUUAUUUUAGGUUUCUAUCCACCAUUGUAUCUCUAUGCUUCAUGUUUUGUGGAUGUGUAUAAAUUGCUAAUUUUACAUAAUCUUAUAUUGCAUUUAUAUUAUUUUAUGUUAUGGAAGUUGAAUGAGUAAUUUAAAUGUUUACAAUUUAUAUUUUUAGAUACUUAUGUAUAGUUAUUAGUCAAAUCCAAGUAUGUAUCAAAAUGCCAUGUAAUAAAUUUCAAAUUUUCUUUAUUCAAUAUUGAUUUUUCGAAUAUGUAUGUUUGAUUCAUGAUUUAAGUACAUUCCAUAUGUUCCAACUGGUGUUUUGAUACUUAAGUAGUAGCCAAUUUUUUUUUUAAAUCAUUAUCCAAUGUCCGUGUAACAAUUGUAUAGUAUUAUUGCCUGCAAAGUAUAAUCGUUAAACAUAAAA
Leptidea sinapis is the source of this 6502-nucleotide messenger RNA. RefSeq names its product lachesin-like (gene DIP-beta). The record is from RefSeq and is a predicted model, not a curated record. Bases 255 to 1457 code for a protein of 400 amino acids. The transcript has 9 exons. Gene Ontology annotation, cellular component: neuron projection. NCBI's taxonomy places the organism in Eukaryota, Metazoa, Arthropoda, Insecta, Lepidoptera, Pieridae.